AAGCAGGCGGCAUGGCCAGGACGAGGAGGAGGAGGAGGAGCGCGGCGAUGGAGCGCAAAUUCGAACGGCAGACGCUCCAGGGGCGCGGAUGACGAUGCUCGUGCGCUCGGCGAGCGCGAGCGUUCUACUGGCUCUGCCGCGCGCGGUCUCGCCCAAGGCGCGCCCUUCGACCUCGGUGCGCACGAGGUGUUCCGGCAGUGGAGCAGGCAGAGAUGGCGGUGGUCCCUUCGUGGAUACAAGGAUUCACUGGGGCUCGUCUGAGGAAGGUUGGGUCGGCACGGGCGGCGAUCCCACCGAUUUCUCUUCCGAUGAAUCUGCUCCCGACGGUGGUGAAAGUGUGAGCACCUGGCGGCAGGGCCAAGACGAUGCCUUCAUGGGACUUCUAUUCCAAGCUGCUGACAGUCAUUACAGAUAUCUUGGACUCACACCAGAUGCAGAUACAGAGGAUAUUAAGGCUGCUUAUCGGAGACUUUCCAAGACUUAUCAUCCUGAUACUACAGCUUUACCCUUAGAAGUUGCGGCCCAAAAGUUCGUCCGUCUGAAGGAGGCAUACACUGUUCUAAGUAGUGAGCAAGAGAGACGCUUCUACGACUGGCAAUUGGCCCAAGAAGUUUCUAAAAGACAAGGUGGUCGUUUUAUAUGGCCAUAUGAGGCUUCGGGGGGGAGGGGAGACGAUCGGGGUCCGUAUUCCUCGGAGGUUUGGGAUCCUGAAAAUGACUCAAAGGAACCAGUCGAUAGGCUUGGAGGAGACAAUAUGGAGCUCAGUGACCAAGCCCAGGCCGCCCUGCUAUUUGACGCCUUUGCAUUAGUCGUUUCUAUCUUCGCUAUUAUUUUUGCCGCGCUGAAGCAAUCCCAAUCGUAAAUAUGUUUACACACUACCUUGAUGUCAGUCCACGCUUCAAAGUGAACAUUCUUCUCAAAGUAGCAGGUCUUGAGCGCAACUAAUCCACCUGGCGACACUGAUCUUAGUCAACCUUGGCAAGUAUCACCAUGUGGAUAUUAUGUGUGAACCUGAUAUUUUUAAGCGACAGUAAGCCUUCCAAUAGUUCGCACGUUAUACUUUCUUGUAAAUACGCGGGUUGAAAUUUCAUAUAUUUCUUCGAGGAUACAAGUGUCUCACAACUUUGUAUAGAAUGUCAGAUCGUAGGAAAUUGAAUUCUAGCUGGAGAGUUGGUAAAGAUCGACGAGUAUAUUGUCAUUUACGGAAGGUUGCUUUAUGAAGUCAAACUUUUCUUGUCUCACAUGAGGACAUUGAGCAUACAGAUGGUUGCUUAGUAAGAUUCCAAACGUAAGAUUUUGGAACGCAUGUCGUGGAAAACAACCGCAGAGAAACGAAUGUGGUUGGGGUUCAACAAGGUGUGCAAUCACGAUGGUCAUCUUCUAUUGCAAACUGUCAAAACAAGCCCGUGGACAUUG
Messenger RNA from Marchantia polymorpha subsp. ruderalis, 1416 nucleotides. NCBI's taxonomy places the organism in Eukaryota, Viridiplantae, Streptophyta, Marchantiopsida, Marchantiales, Marchantiaceae. The record is from the annotation of a GenBank genome assembly.